Messenger RNA from Daldinia loculata, 1809 nucleotides. RefSeq lists its product as uncharacterized. The transcript is spliced from 6 exons. Bases 1 to 1809 code for a protein of 602 amino acids. NCBI's taxonomy places the organism in Eukaryota, Fungi, Ascomycota, Sordariomycetes, Xylariales, Hypoxylaceae. The record is from RefSeq and is a predicted model, not a curated record.
AUGGCAAGCGAACGACCUGAUAUACUUGUAGCCAUUGACUUAGGAACAACUUACACAGGCAACCCUAUUCAGAUUAUACAUAACUGGCCUGGCACCUCGACUAAGAAUGAGCAGAAAGUUCAUACUUGUCUUGUCUAUAAUGAUGACGAGAGCUUGUCAUCGUGGGGCUAUUUGUGCGAAGAUGAUGACAUGAUAGAUAAAAAGAAGCGAGAAUUCUUCAAGAUCUUUCUCGACCAGCGAACGUUGGAGGAUGCGCACCGCCGAAACAUUGGCCAGACGCCCAGCUCCGUCUGCGAUGCACAAAGAUUAGUCUCUGACUACCUACGCGAAGUUUACUCGCACGUCAAAUCAACCGUGGAGUUGCAUACUGGUAUAGGCCACGUGGGAUGGCAAGAAUUGGUUGUCGAAUUCAUCUUCAGUGUCCCGACGACGUGGAGAAGCCAGGAGAUAAUCAACUCGUUCAAGAAGUGCAUCGAAGAUGCAGGGUUUGGCAUCGAGGGACGGUACCAUACAGCCAAAGUCGAGCUGACAGAGUCUGAGGCCGCAGCCGUCGGUACCAUCAAGAACUCACCUGUGGUUUUUGAAGCAGGCAACAUUUUCUUGUCUGUCGACGCAGGAGGGGGAACUACGGACCUCGCCCUAAUGCAGAUCGUCGAGGCGCGGCAGCCGUUUCCGUUACUGUCCCAGCUGAAUCAAGUAGACGGUAUUGGGAUUGGCUCGACCUUAAUCGACCAGGCCUUCGUAGCGAUGAUAAAUAAUCGUCUCAGUCGGUUCCCUAACUUAGUAGACCAACUCCCUCCUGACUGUGCUGAGAGACUUGUCAAGAGCGAGAGAUAUCGAACAACGAAGCAUAAGUUCGGAGAGCGAGUUUACCAAUCAACUUGUUAUAAGCUCCCCUUAGACGGUGUUCCUUACAACCUUAACCACAGUGGCGCGCAGAUCGAGCUCGGUAGGAUAGUAGUCUCAUGGGAAGAGAUGCAGUCCCUCUUUGACCCGCACGUCGAAGGUAUCAUGAAAAAGAUAUACGAACAGCUAGAUUGGAUGUUAGCUAAUGGUAUUAAUCGGCCGAUAAGCUAUAUGAUUCUAUCCGGCGGACUUGGGAGCUCCAAAUACGUCCGCGAUCGCAUUCAACAUGAAAUGAUGACUAGCUUAUACCCACACGCCCAUCAAGUCAAGGUACUACAAGCCCCUGAUCCGCAACUAGUCGUUGUGAAGGGUUUAUUGUUAGACAGAUUGCAAAAUCUGGAGUCCGGACUGGUUCCGGUCAUAGUAAGUAGAGUAGCUCGAGCGAGUUACGGUCUUGUAUGCAAGACAAAGUACAAUCCAGAUAUACAUUUUGAUGAGGAUAUUAAGACGGACUCUUACGACGGAGAGCAAUAUGCCAUGGGCCAGAUCGACUGGCUUAUUAGAAAAGGCGACUCUAUAAACACGAAUGUCCCCAUCAGUACAACUUAUACGAAGAAAGUGGACCCAAAAGAUUCGAACCGCAGUUGGGAUUCGAUUGUCGUGAUCUCAGACUUAGAUCCUUACCUUUUACCACGCAGCAUUAAUCAAGAAGGGUUCAAACAGCUCUGCAUAGUAAAAAGCGACAUCACGGGGAUAAGCCACGGCGAUAUGGUUAUGAAGCGUAAGUCAAGAAGGUUCUUGUUCCAUGGCAAGAAGUUCUAUCUGUGUAGUUACGAGGUCCGGGCUAUCGUAGCCCCUGCGGAACUGAGGUUCGAGUUGUGGUUUGCCGGGCAGAAGUUCUCGGGGAACCACGAGCCCAUCAAAAUCACUUGGGAUGCCGAAGGAUCUAAAGUCGGCGGAUAA